Molecule: messenger RNA, 345 nt
Organism: Trichomonas vaginalis G3
Lineage: Eukaryota; Parabasalia; Trichomonadida; Trichomonadidae
Exons: 1
Coding region: 1-345 (114 amino acids)
Source: RefSeq, a predicted model, not a curated record
AUGGGCAAAGAUCAAACAAAAAUUGUAUUUGAUGCCGAUUCCAGAAGAAACUUUUUGCUAGCAAAUAGGCAUGCUCGUGAAAUCAGAAAGAAUAAAGCUAUCAAACGUAAUCAAGAAAGACUCAAAGAAGAAAGAAAAGAAAGACAACGCCAAAGAAGAGAGCAAGAUGAGGAAUUUGCUCGUGAAUUAUCAGAAAAACAGCGCAAAUUAGGCAUAAAACCAAUGGAUAUUAUAUCCCAAAGGUACCAAUACUCAAUUCCAACUGUAGAAGUUGAAGCUACAAAGCCAGAAGAGCCAGAAAAAGAAGAACCUCAUGUUGAAGAGGAGAAAAAGGAAGAAAAAUAG